AUGUCUACUAAACGACAAGCUAUUACUAAUAUACAAAGAAUCGAUCAAUUAACUAUUUCUAAAACACUUAAACGAUCAAUUGAGAUUUUGGAGAAUAGAACAAAAAAUCCUACACAAAAAAAAAUAAAGUCUGUUAGGUUUCCUAUACUCGAUACAGCAUUAUAUGAAUGGUUUUUAAACUAUCAAGAUAAAGUUUCAAUUAGUGGAGAAAUAAUUAAAGAAAAAGCAAAUGAGUUUUUAAUCAAAUUAUAUCCUGGAGAAACGAUGUCAUUUACAAAUGGAUGGCUUGAAAGUUUUAAAAAUCGAUAUAAUAUUAAAGCUUAUACUAAACAUGGAGAAA
This is a messenger RNA of Acaulospora morrowiae, 340 nucleotides long. The record is from the annotation of a GenBank genome assembly. Lineage: Eukaryota; Fungi; Glomeromycota; Glomeromycetes; Diversisporales; Acaulosporaceae.